Messenger RNA from Panicum hallii, 1486 nucleotides. RefSeq lists its product as uncharacterized. The coding region runs from base 146 to 1048 and encodes 300 amino acids. The transcript has 3 exons. Lineage: Eukaryota; Viridiplantae; Streptophyta; Magnoliopsida; Poales; Poaceae. The record is from RefSeq and is a predicted model, not a curated record.
CAAUCGUGUCCGAGCCGAGCUAAGCUUUCUUCAAGGCUGCAUGUGCGAAACGUCCAUAUAAGCAUACACGUCGCCUAGUGCAGUGGCGGAAUAGCUAGCGAGCAGCGUCGACGCCACCGUAUCUUCUCUUCAUCUCUGCCGAAGAAUGACAAUGGACAAGACGACGAUCAUCGUGUGCUCAGUGGUCGGCUCUCUAGGGGUGUUGAGUUCCAUCUUGGGGUUCUCCGCUGAAGGGACAAAGCUCACCCCAAAUGACAUCCUGGUGUUGGACGACGAGUGCAUCUAUCCGCAGAACCCAGCGCUCGGGCUGGGGAUCUGCGCCACCAUCUUCCUUCUGGCGGCCCAGAUCACCGUCACGGCCGUCGGCGGCUGCUGCGGCUGCUGCAAGUCCCGAGCCAUCCCCUCCAAGACCAAGCGAAUCAUCGCCAUCGUCUGCGCCGUUGUCUCAUGGAUUGCGGCGGUGAUCGCGUGGGCGCUGCUCAUCCAAGGAGCCGCGUGGAACGCGAACGUGGCGCGGGUGACCGCGCCCGACUGCUUCUACCUCAAGGACGGCAUCUUCGCGGGCGGGGCCGUGCUCACCCUCGCCGCCACGGCGCUCGGCCUCACCUCCUUCGUCAUGCUGCGGAGGCAGACGGCGAACAACCCAACGGCGGCGCCGGCGGUUCACGCCACGGGCCAGCCGCAGUUCCCGCCGGCGCUGGCUGCGAACAAGCCAAUCGAGCACCCGCCGCACGCCGUGGUGGCGAUGGGCCAACCGCAGUUCUGGCCCGCAGCGGCGCAACCGCCGCUGCCCGCUGGGAACACGAUGGGCCAGGUCGUCCACCAGCAGUUCCCGCAGGCUGCGGCGGCUGCAGGCGCAUCUCCAAACAAGCCAGACGUUCAGCCGCCGCCCACCUGGGUGCCGACGGGCCACCCGCAGUUCUCGCCGCCUCAAGCGUACGCACAACCGCAGCCGGCGAGUUACCCACCACAGUACCCUGUCCAGCCUCCUCAGGUAUACAUGCAGAUCCCCGUCCUUCCUCCCACCGCUCCCCCUCCGCAAGACUAAGGACAGCAAGCGGAGGCACUAACGGCUGUUGGCGGAGGAGAUCUGGUCAAAGCAGGAGCGAAACUGCUUAUGCGGGUGGUGGAGAAAUCGCUCGCUUCUGAUGAUACGGCUACCUCGACUACAGGAGAUGGUGUUCAAGCCACGGAUAAUGGGGUCGCUACCUGACCUGAACAUCGUUCUCUCAUCGUUGGUCGUCAGUUGCUAUAGCUCCAAGUGUUUGUGUUUCUGUGCUCAGUGAUCGAGUUGUAUGCAUGGUUGUUCGUCUGCUGUCUCGUCGCUGGUGUUUUAAUGUCGGUUUGUUGUUCAUUCUUCCUAGAUUUUUCUUUCAGGGGCCUCGAAAUCGAAGCAUGCAUGUAUCCUGUAAUUCUUCCUUUUUUUUUGAAUCAUCCACUGCUAUAUUGUGUGAGCUCGAAAUCAAGGCAUGUAUUCUUGCUUGUA